Molecule: messenger RNA, 1968 nt
Organism: Medicago truncatula (barrel medic)
Lineage: Eukaryota; Viridiplantae; Streptophyta; Magnoliopsida; Fabales; Fabaceae
Product: U3 small nucleolar RNA-associated protein 18 homolog
Exons: 2
Coding region: 162-1829 (555 amino acids)
Biological process (GO): rRNA processing
Cellular component (GO): Pwp2p-containing subcomplex of 90S preribosome; small-subunit processome
Molecular function (GO): protein binding
Source: RefSeq, a predicted model, not a curated record
AAAAAACUAAGAUUUUUACUUAAAUACCCUUGUCAUCAUAUAAUUGCUAAACCCUUUUCGGCUAUUACCAAAACCAUUUCGAUUCAGCAGCCACCGUCGUCCCUCUCUAACGUUCGUGAAGUGUGUCAUUCCCAAUAAUUAUUAAGGUUUGUUUGUAAAAGAUGAGUUUAAUAUCUCAAAAUGCUCGCUCUAGAAAUGAGACCAAAAGAGAGGAGGACCUUAAGGCAAAAGAAGUUGAAGAUGGUCAAGAUUAUGAUGUUGAUACCGUAGAAGUGAAAAAGAGGAAGUUAGACGGAAAGGAAGAACAUUUGGCAAAAGAACAAGUUAAAGAGAUGAAAAAACUUGAGAGCUUUUUGUUUGGGUCUCUCUACUCCCCUCUUGAAUUUGGAAAUGGGGAUGACGAUGAAGGGGAAGCCAUGACUGCUGCAAAGGCUUCCAAUUUGUUCUUCACUGACCGUUCUGCUGAUAGUGGCCUCACUGUUUACCAAGAAGAUUCUGACUUCUCGGAUGGAAGUUGUGGUGACGAUGCUUUGCGAAAAAAGCCGGUUUGGGUGGAUGAGGAAGAAGAGAAAGUCACUGUUAACAUAGCCAAAGUUAACAGAUUAAGGAAGUUAAGGAAGGAAGAGGACGAGAAUGUGAUAUCUGGUUCAGAGUAUGUGUCAAGAUUGAGGGCUCAACAUGUGAAGCUCAACCGAGGAACUGACUGGGCCCAGCUUGAUUCAGGGUCAAAAAUGGAUGGAUCUUCUGAUGAUGAAUUGACAGAUGAUGGAAAUAAUGUUCUUGUGAGCCGAGGUUAUGAGGAUCUGGAUGAUAUUCUCAGAACAAAUGAAGACUUGGUUGUGAAGAGCAGCUCAAAAUUGUUGCCAGGUCAUAUUGAAUACUCGAAACUUGUAGAUGCAAACAUUCAGGAUCCUUCUAAUGGUCCCAUUAAUUCGGUUCAGUUCCAUCGAAAUGGUCAGCUGCUUCUUGCUGCUGGAUUAGACCGGAAUCUUAGAUUCUUUCAAAUCGAUGGCAAACGGAACACCAAAAUUCAAAGCAUCUUCCUUGAAGAUUGCCCCAUUCGAAAAGCAUCUUUCUUGCCCGAUGGGUCUCAGGUGAUAAUAUCUGGAAGAAGAAAGUUCUUUUAUAGUCUUGAUUUAGUUAAGGCUAGAGUUGAUAAAAUUGGUCCGCUGUUGGAUAGGGAAGAGAAGAGUAUUGAAGUUUUUGAGGUCUCUCCUGAUUCCAAAAUGAUAGCCUUUGUGGGUAAUGAAGGUCAUAUUUUACUGGUUUCAACAAAAUCAAAGCAAUUAGUUGGUACUCUGAAGAUGAACGGAACAGCCCGUGCGUUAGCUUUUACUGAAGAUGGACAAAAGUUGUUGAGCACUGGUGGCGAUGGCCAUAUUUACCAUUGGGAUCUGAGAACAAGGACUUGUAUGCACAAAGGUGUAGAUGAAGGCUGUUUAAACGGCACAGCCAUUUGUACUUCUCCAGUAGGGACACAUUUUGCAGCUGGUUCGGCCAGUGGAGUUGUGAAUAUUUACAAUAGUGAGGAAUUUCUCGGGGGAAAGAGAAAACCUAUCAAGACCAUUGAUAACCUGAAUACUGAAGUGGAUUUCAUGAAAUUUAAUCAUGACUCUCAAAUAUUAGCAAUCUGUUCAAGGGCAAAGAAUAGUAGUUUGAAAUUAAUACAUAUACCAUCCUACACUGUUUUCUCUAACUGGCCUCGUUCAAAUGCGAGCCUGCAUUAUCCCCGUUGUAUUGAUUUUAGUCCAGGUGGUGGUUUUAUGGCUGUAGGAAACGCAUCAGGCAAAGUGUUACUCUAUAAGUUGCAUCAUUAUCACCAUGCCUAAAGUAGAUUAGAAAUACUGGCAGAGUUUUUGUUGUCUUUUCUUUAUUUGAAGUGUUGUAACAUUUUUGAGACUUGAGUUGUAUUCUAUCAUUAAUUAAUCAACAUUUUUUUCUGCGUCAAAUAACCAGAACUUCAUCUGU